AUGGCGGGGCUGCUGAAGAAGACCACUGGCCUGGUGGCGUUGGCUGUAUGUGACAGUCCGCACGAGGAGCCAGAUGUUAAAAAAUUAGAAGAUCAACUUCAGGGUGGACAAAUUGAGGAAGUUAUUUUUCAGGCUGAAAAUCAACUGCGUCUGGCAAGAAAAAUGAUGCUUUGGAAACCAUGGGAGCCUUUAGUGGAAGAGCCUCCUGCCAAUCAGUGGAAGUGGCCAAUAUAA
Chrysochloris asiatica (Cape golden mole) is the source of this 234-nucleotide messenger RNA. Its product is annotated as NADH dehydrogenase [ubiquinone] 1 alpha subcomplex subunit 5-like. The transcript has 2 exons. Lineage: Eukaryota; Metazoa; Chordata; Mammalia; Afrosoricida; Chrysochloridae. Bases 1 to 234 code for a protein of 77 amino acids. Gene Ontology annotation, biological process: respiratory electron transport chain. The record is from RefSeq and is a predicted model, not a curated record.